AUGAAUCCAACGACUCUGCCCUUGGCAGAUCCUUCGCCCAUCGAGAAGCUGCCCGCCGAGUUACUAGAGUGCAUGCUGCUGGAAGUUGCGAAGCAUGCUGUACCGCCAGUCACCGAAGACGAAGACAUUGGAUCUGUUGUCUAUCGAUACGCCCAGGAAGAGGAGCAAGCGUGUUCGCUCGCAUUUCGCCUCACGAGCCGCCGCUUCCGUAAUUGUUCAUGGAAGGCUUUCGGUGCUUACCUGGGCGAAACAAUAUUCGAUCUGAGAUCGCGUCAAAGUAUAUCCAACCUUACCGCGGCGUCUACGUGCGAGCCUCUGGCUCCUUGGGUUACAAAACUUAUUAUAGCCUGCGCUGAAGUGCCCCCGGGGUACCCACUCGAUCAUGGGGCAAUGCCGAUGCGGAUGGAGCAGGCAGAGUGGGAUCAACUACGCCAAGACUCUUACUCAGAUCUACUACAAAUCAAAUUGGCUGAAGACUCUUGGUACCCCCGCAUCUGGAAGCAGAAGGGUUACGGAUCUCCAAUGACGGGUAGCGGCAUUCCUACUUCCGCAUCGCCUCCACGUCUUGCUAGAGCCUCCACCUCUAUGAGUAUCAUCCAGGAGGCCGGGAUGAGGGCCCUUCAAGAGGUCUUAGCCCAGGCUUUGUUCUGCUUCAAGAACAUUGACAAUAUCGAAUUCUACCACCAGCCUCGUACCCGACCCGGGCGAUAUCAUAACCUAUUCCAGAAGUUUCGAAAUAUCCCACGCUACCGCGAAGAAGAGGAUAUGAGAAAUGCUGGUAAUAUAGCUCAUCUUGGCCUUCAAAUCCUCAUUCAAGCCAUGGUAGCAUCGAAGAUCACAGUCCGCACGAUGACUCUGGCCGUCGAUCUCGAUGAACAUCACGCGUUCAUCACCAACAUCCCCUCUGUAAUCUUCGCGAAAGCCAGUCAAAAGGUAGAAACGCUUGUUCUAAGAGACAUGUACUGCCCCUACUACCAAACACUAUCAUAUAGAAAGAAGGGUAAAGUACCCGCCACGAAUAGCUCUUAA
Molecule: messenger RNA, 1029 nt
Organism: Alternaria arbusti
Lineage: Eukaryota; Fungi; Ascomycota; Dothideomycetes; Pleosporales; Pleosporaceae
Exons: 1
Coding region: 1-1029 (342 amino acids)
Source: RefSeq, a predicted model, not a curated record